Carassius auratus (goldfish) is the source of this 2113-nucleotide messenger RNA. Its product is annotated as V-type immunoglobulin domain-containing suppressor of T-cell activation-like. Gene Ontology annotation, cellular component: plasma membrane. The record is from RefSeq and is a predicted model, not a curated record. The transcript is spliced from 7 exons. Gene Ontology annotation, biological process: negative regulation of alpha-beta T cell activation; regulation of immune response. NCBI's taxonomy places the organism in Eukaryota, Metazoa, Chordata, Actinopteri, Cypriniformes, Cyprinidae. The coding region runs from base 176 to 1015 and encodes 279 amino acids.
CAGUGUUUUACUUCUGAUAUGAUUCUGAUUCUGAGAAGCAACUUACUAUAAGAGCCAGCACAGCAGUUCACAAUACACGGGAAUAAGAGGACGACUACAUACGAUUUAUUUCAUCACACCUGGAGAAACUAUAGACUUUCAACAGCUUUGUGAACGUUACAGGAGAUCAGGACUGAUGGAUGUAUUUUGCGCUUUGUUGCUCAUCUUUCAUCUCUUAAUUGCGGUUCAAGUGAGCGGUGAGCGCCACUCUUUCAGUGUCUCCGUGCCUCAUCAGGUCUACGAGUGUCCUGAAGGAGCCAAUGUCACUUUAACAUGUGUUCAGUCCGGAUCCAAGACAUAUUCGGAGGAUAAGAUGUGGAACACCUGGCUCUUCACCCCUCGCUCGCAGGAGCACUGCCACAAGGGUGAACAUCCACGCGGGUCCAGUCACUCCAACCGCACAAUUGGAGUGCAAUACAUCGAAGACGGCAAGUCUUUCUCUAUCAUCUUGCAGAACAUCAAGCACAAGGACCAGGGAAAAUACUGCUGUCUGCUUCUGGAAGUUCAUACCAAGCAAAAGGUGGAGCAGGGGGCCCAUGAAUUCAUCUACCUGAAUGUGGUGCCAUCGACGGCAAAUACUCGCAACGACAGUCUGAAGUGUGUGGAGUGGUCUCACAGGCCUUCAGAUGACUCGGUGGCUGAAGGUCUGGCUAUCACAGCCUGUGUUGUUUUCAUUCUGUGCCUUCCGCUCAUACUGAUGAUGGUGUACAGACAGAGACAAACAGUAGACCGACACAGACGUGCACAAGAGCUGGUGCGUAUGGACAGUGAAGCACAGGCCCAUGAGAACCCAGUGUUUUUGGGUGAUUCCCCACAACCUAAACCUCGGACUGUAUCCCAAAUAAUGAGGCAGUCGUCUGAAACAGGACGCCACCUACUGUCAGAUUCCGGCUCUCUGUUCUCUCCAAACAUACAAGGAGAAUUGUUUUUCCCAGCAAAUGAACCCAUUCCUGAGUGUCCCAACUUGAUGGAGUAAAAGACGUCACGUCCACCCUAGGAAUAACUAGUUCUUCUUCCUUCUCCUCCACAUCAUCAUGCCUCUGUUCUUCCUGUCUUCUGCAAAGAAGAUGAGGAGAGACCCACCCCCCCAAAAACGAGAACUGAACUCUCUCGUAUGACGGUGGGACCCUUUAUCUGUUGACUGUCCUUAAUAUUUCACAAGUCAGGGCACUAGGGAGAGCUGAUCACAGGGAAUUUUAAUGAAGAUGAUCCAAAGAUAUUCUUUUGUGCCAUUUAAGUUGAAAAAAAAAAUGAUUUCAGCAUUGCUGUUUGCACACGUUUCUGUUCAUCACGUGCUUUGUGUGUCAGUCACACCGUGGUUUCAUUUGCACUUAAAAGACCAUUUUACUCUCUAUCUAUCCUCAUUCUCACCUCCUUUUCAACUGAAACAAUCAGUUCAUCCGCUCUCUUUCAGAGGGAUGUAUUAAUACCUCAUUCACUCCUGUUUUACACAUCUCAGUACUCCGUUUCUCAGUGGUUAUUUCCUCCAUACACAGUAUGUCAGUGCCAAAGUACUCAGUUAUCACUUUCUCACUGAAAUGGUGCCUGUGCUGGUCCCGGUUUCGCUGCAGAUCAAACAACGGGCCUGUUUUCCAUUAAUUUUAGAGCUGAACGAAGAUGCAAAUGACUGUUUGUUUCAAAAUCUAAAAUAAUUGAUGGUUUAGUGUCUUUAUGUAACGGGCCCAGAUUGGGACCAGCACCAGCAUGUGUCGGUGGAAAAGCGAUGUUCUCAGUUACACUCACCGUCAGACCUGCUGAGAAAUGACAGGGUGUUUUAAACCCUCUCGCGGUGAGUGUGGUGCUUUUAUGAUGUAUGUAGCUUCAUGAUGCAUUCCCUCAGAAUGAGUGCAGAUUGUUCUUUUGUUUUUUGUCUGUGGUAAAUGUUGCAUCAGUGACAAUCAAACACAAUGCCACUCUCUCACAUCUCUCGUGUCACCUGUGGCUUUAAGGGGCCUGGGGGCUCGAAAACAAGAUUUUCGAGGUCUAUUUUGUAUUGAUUUUUUUUAUUUUAUCUGAUUUAUGUGUGUAAGUGUGUGUGAGUGUUUCCAUUAUUUCCCAUCCAAAUGAAAAAAAA